ACAGUGCGUGUGAGGUGAUUUGUAAUUGGGCCGCUGAGUGACGAUGGUGCCGCCUCGGGAUGGCUGCUGCUGUCGGUGUAAAUAAGCAAACAAACGCAGCAUCGAUGGAGCUGUGUGUCCGCCAUGGCAGAGGAACCACAGGCAACACGGUGAAGGUGUUGGAGUGUGGAGUGUGUGAGGACGUGUUCUCUCUGCAGGGUGAUAAAGUUCCUCGGCUCCUGCUGUGCGGUCACACAGUGUGUCACGACUGUUUAACACGUCUCCCUCUUCAUGGCCGGGCCGUACGCUGUCCUUUCGACCGGCAGGCCACUGAGCUCGGAGACUCGGGUGUGUGGGGUUUGAAGAAGAACUUUGCUCUGCUGGAGCUGCUGGAACGGCUGCAGAACGGUGCGUCCAAUCAGUCCGGCAUGUCAGAAGAAGCCCUGAGAGAGAUGGGAGAGUGCAUCAUACGGUGUGACGAGGACGAGAGCCACACCGCGUCGGUGUACUGCACCGUGUGCGCCACACACUUGUGUGCCGAGUGCUCUCAGCUCACACACUCGACCCGCACGCUGGCCAAACACCGCCGCGUCCCGCUGGCUGACAAACCGCACGAGAAGACGCUGUGCCCUCAGCACCAGGUCCACGCUAUCGAGUUCGUGUGUCUGGAGGAGGGCUGCCAGCCCGGGCUGCUCAUGUGCUGCGUCUGCAAAGAGUACGGCAAGCACCAAGGACAUAAGCAUGCAGUUCUGGAAGCUGAAGCCAACCAGAUCCGGGCGUCCAUCUUGGACAUGGCGCACUGCAUCCGCACCUUCACUGAGGAAGUGUCCGAGUAUUCCAGGAAGCUGGUGGGCAUCGUGCAGCAGAUUGAGGGAGGGGAACAGAUCGUAGAGGACGGAGUGGGCAUGGCUCAUACGGAACAUGUUCCUGGCACUGCGGAGAACGCUCGGUCCUGUGUGCGGGCGUACUUCGCCGACCUCCACGAGACGCUGUGCCGUCAGGAGGAGAUGGCGCUCAGCGUGGUGGACGCUCACGUCAGGGAGAGGCUCAUCUGGCUCCGACAGCAGCAGGAGGACAUGACCAUCCUCCUGUCUCAGGUGUCCACAGCCUGCCUCCACUGUGAGAAGACCCUGCAGCAGGAUGACUGCAGGGUGGUUCUGGCCAAGCAGGAGAUUAACAGGUUGCUGGAGACUCUGCAGAAGCAGCAGCAGCAGUUUACAGAAAUGGCCGAUCACGUUCAGCUGGAUGCAGGCAUCCCUGUAACAUUCACCAAGGAUAACCGCGUACACAUCGGCCCCAAGAUGGAGAUCCGGGUGGUGACGCUGGGGCUGGACAGUGCAGGAAAAACCACCAUCCUGUUCAAACUGAAGCAGGACGAGUUCAUGCAGCCCAUCCCCACUAUAGGCUUUAACGUGGAAACUGUGGAGUAUAAAAAUCUGAAGUUCACCAUCUGGGACGUUGGAGGGAAACACAAACUGAGACCGCUGUGGAAGCACUACUACCUGAACACACAAGCGGUGGUGUUUGUGAUUGACAGCUGUCACAGAGACAGACUGAUGGAGGCUCACAGUGAACUGGCCAAGCUGCUGACGGAGAAGGAGCUGAGAGACGCUCUGCUGCUCAUCUUCGGCAACAAACAGGACGUCCCCGGUGCCGUGUCAGUAGAGGAGAUGACGGAGCUUCUGAGCCUCCAUAAGCUGUGCUGUGGGCGGAGCUGGCACAUUCAGGGCUGCGAUGCCCGCAGCGGUACGGGUCUGCACGAGGGUCUGGACUGGCUCUCACGCCAGCUGGUGGCUGCAGGGGUUCUGGACGUGGCCUAAUGGACCCGAGUACAGUACCACAACCAGCAGGGAGCGCUAAUGAGGAGCAGUUAGCAUGCAGGGUGUCACGCUAACUCACGUUUAACCAUCAGUCAGUCAUCAACUAGUCUCACGGCAACUAACCUAACCGAACAGCGACGCAACGUUACACUGAUUUUUAGCUUUUUAUGUUGAACGUGAUCGUCCUGUGUAUUUACUACCAACCGACUUUAAAAUUAAUUUAAUAAAUGAAUAAAGGUAAAGUCACUUCAGAGCA
Ictalurus punctatus (channel catfish) is the source of this 2055-nucleotide messenger RNA. It is a transcript of the gene trim23, whose product is annotated as tripartite motif containing 23. Gene Ontology annotation, biological process: intracellular protein transport; vesicle-mediated transport. The record is from RefSeq and is a predicted model, not a curated record. Bases 60 to 1799 code for a protein of 579 amino acids. Gene Ontology annotation, molecular function: GTP binding; zinc ion binding; GTPase activity. Lineage: Eukaryota; Metazoa; Chordata; Actinopteri; Siluriformes; Ictaluridae. Gene Ontology annotation, cellular component: cytoplasm; plasma membrane; lysosomal membrane. The transcript has 11 exons.